AAUAAAUAAAAAAACCUUUGGUUACCUACUCGGUUUCGAUGUUGUGUAUUUCUUCGUUUCGUAUUUUUGUAGAUUAAAAAUUUAAAUAGGUAAUUUAAAAUGCUGCAAGUCUGUUGACAACAUAAAAUCAGCCAAAAUAGUUUAGGAGUAUUUCAUUAGUAUUUUAAAAUGUCAUUAGAACAAACUGCUUGCGAUGAUCUCAAAGCCUUCGAGCGGCGACUAACUGAAGUAAUAGGAUGUCUUCAGCCGGCUACAAUGAGAUGGAGAAUAUUACUGGCGGUUGUCUCUGUGUGCACAGCAAUCGCUGCCUGGCAUUGGUUGACUGAUCCCAUCACGCCAGUAGUUUCUCUGACACAGUCCCUGUGGAACCACCCUUUCUUUGCGUUCACAUCUACCUUCCUAGUGUUAUUAUUCAUGAUGGGAGUACACCGGAAGGUGAUAGCUCCUAGCAUUAUAACAGCCAGGACUCGGUCCGUGCUCAAUGACUUCAACAUGUCUUGCGAUGACACCGGCAAGCUAAUUCUGAAGCCUCGACCCGCUGCCUAAUUACUGCCUUGUAUCAUACUGUAAAUAUUAUUUAAGAAUAAAUUGUUCAAACUUUUGA
Amyelois transitella is the source of this 604-nucleotide messenger RNA. RefSeq names its product nuclear envelope phosphatase-regulatory subunit 1 (gene Cnep1r2). Lineage: Eukaryota; Metazoa; Arthropoda; Insecta; Lepidoptera; Pyralidae. The record is from RefSeq and is a predicted model, not a curated record. Bases 169 to 546 code for a protein of 125 amino acids. Gene Ontology annotation, cellular component: cytoplasm; Nem1-Spo7 phosphatase complex. The transcript has 4 exons.